This is a messenger RNA of Myripristis murdjan (pinecone soldierfish), 949 nucleotides long. It is a transcript of the gene ndufv2, whose product is annotated as NADH:ubiquinone oxidoreductase core subunit V2. The record is from RefSeq and is a predicted model, not a curated record. Gene Ontology annotation, biological process: mitochondrial electron transport, NADH to ubiquinone. The transcript is spliced from 8 exons. Bases 113 to 847 code for a protein of 244 amino acids. Lineage: Eukaryota; Metazoa; Chordata; Actinopteri; Holocentriformes; Holocentridae. Gene Ontology annotation, molecular function: NADH dehydrogenase activity. Gene Ontology annotation, cellular component: respiratory chain complex I.
ACGUUGCGUCAACCGCCAGACCCUCUCAGUCGAUAGUGAUAGCGCCUGUGUUGAUGUCGGCCAUUGCUGCCCUGUUCAAGUGAGGAAACACCUCGACAAAAGUCGCUCCAAGAUGUUUUUGUCCGCCGCUUUUCGGUCUGCUGUUUCCCAAACGGCCAGGCAAGUCAGGAGUCUGCAUCGGUCAGCUGCACGUGCUGGAGCUGGUGGCAUCUUUGUGCACAGAGACACACCUGACAACAACCCUGACACACCUUUUGAAUUCACUGAGGAGAACAUAAAGAGGAUCGAAGCAAUCAUUUCAAUGUACCCAGAUGGGCACAAGCAAGCAGCCACUAUUCCAGUUUUGGAUUUAGCUCAGCGGCAGCAUGGAUGGCUCCCCAUCUCAGCCAUGAACAAGGUGGCCGAGGUGCUGGAAAUCCCUCCGAUGAGAGUGUAUGAAGUAGCAACGUUCUAUACCAUGUUCCUGCGUCAGCCGGUGGGAAAGUACUUUAUUCAGAUCUGCACAACAACACCCUGCAUGCUCUGCAACUCAGACAGCAUCCUGGAGGCCAUCCAAAACAAACUGGGUAUCAAGGUUGGGGAGACUACACCAGACAAGAUGUUCACACUAAUAGAAGUAGAAUGCCUGGGCGCCUGUGUUAAUGCUCCAAUGGUCCAGAUCAAUGACAACUAUUAUGAGGAUCUCACCCCUAAGGACAUGGAGAACAUUAUUGAUGAACUCAAAGCAGGCAGAGUCCCACCACCAGGGCCAAGGAGUGGGCGUUUCUCCUGUGAGCCGGCGGGUGGACUGACUUCUCUGACAGAACCCCCUACAGGACCGGGUUUUGGUGUCAGAGCAGACCUGUAGAGACUUCUGCCACAUCAGCUUUUGCAAAAGCAAUCCAUCCCUAACCUGAUAAAUGUUUUACGUCAAACAAAACGUGUAAAUAAAAUGUUCAUGUACCUAUGC